GCGGAGAGAGAUCAGCCAAGCAGGGCAGCUGCUUCGUUGCUGUUGUUAAUCAUUCACUGGGCAGGAGGGAGUUUCUGCUCAUCCAUUCAGCUGUCCCUGUCUGGCCAACUGCAUGGCUACCAUUUAGGAAAGUUUUGGUGGAACCAACCAUUCCUGGCCAGCCUCAAGGCGUUAUGACAGACUGUCUUGCACAGAGCUGCGGACUGUAGCAAUCAAGAUUGUUUUCUUCCUUGAGAAGCUACCCAAGGCCCCAGCAUAGAGCCUGCUACUUCCUCCUCUGCUACCACAGGCUGUAAUUUCCUUCAGACGUGGUUCCCACAUCAAUCAUCCUGUUACCUGAUAAGCAGUAGCAAUUCAAUGAUUGUUUAUUAUCACGUUCUUUUCAGCAAAAGAUGUUGGGGAAGCAGCAGGUCCUGUGCAUCUCAAGAGCUCUGAAUGGGACCCAUCGUAAGAAGGGGGAAAUGGCAGCCUGGCCCUUCUCUAGGCACUGGAAAGUCUUGGAUCAAAUUCUGUUCCAGAUGAUCUUGGUCACUGUUCUGUUGGCUCCUGUUACUGGUGACUGUGACCCCCCACCCUAUUUGAUUUUUGCUUCUCCAACAAAUGAACUGUAUAAGACUGAAUACAGAACUGGAGAAACUGUGAAAUAUACCUGCCGCCCUGGCUAUGGCAGAGCAUCCUCCAAGCAGUUGCUUACCUGUACAUCCAGAGGCCUGUGGGAGUACGAUACCUUCUGCAUCAAGAAACGAUGCAGAAACCCAGGAGAUCUACCUAAUGGGCAAGUGGAAGUUAAGACAGAUUUCUCUUUUGGAUCACAGAUAGAAUUCAGCUGUUCAGAAGGAUAUUUCUUAAUUGGGUCAACCAGUAGUUAUUGUGAUAUUCAAGAGAAAGGAGUUGAAUGGAGUGAUCCUCUCCCAAAAUGUGAAAUUGUGAAAUGUGAGUCCCCUCCGAACAUCAACAAUGGGAAGCACAACGGCAAAAAUGAAGAGUACUUCACGUUUGGAUCCAUCAUCACCUACACCUGUGACCCGGACUUCACACUCUUGGGCGAGGCCUCCAUUUCCUGUACAAUACAGAAUAAAACAGUAGGGACCUGGAGCUCAGACCCUCCUACCUGCAAAAAAAUCAUCUGUCCUCAGCCAGAUGUCCCAAAUGGGAAGAUUAUCUCUGGGUUUCGAUCCAUCUAUAGAUACAAAGAUUCUAUUAUGUUCAACUGCAAGGAUGGUUUUGACCUCACAGGCAGCAGUUUAAUCCAGUGUGAGAAUGACAGCAGUUGGAAUCCUUCACUUCCUGUUUGUAAGCCCAAUAGUUGUAUUGGCUUACCAAAUAUUCCAAAUGCUUAUCUGCCGACACAAAAUCUCAGACAAGAGCCUGUGUAUUCUGUUGGGAAAAUGCUAAGUUACUGGUGUAAGAGUGGCUACAAACCUGCAACAAAUGAGCCUCUAUUUGUGACGUGUCUGGAAGAUUUCACUUGGAGUGUGGCUGCAGCGUGUGAAGAGGUAUGUUGCUCACCACCACAGCUGGAGAACGGUGAAAUUGUGGAGCACAAAAAAGCCUCCCAGCGCAAUAACUGCACCUACUUCUACAGAGACCAAGUUUCCUACUCGUGUCUGCGGAAAGCACGGUCUUCAGUUACUUGCCAAGCGGAUGGCAGAUGGCACCCUCAAACACCAUCGUGUAGUUUCAGUUGCAAUAGUCCGCCUAGCAUUGCCCAUGGGCAUCAUAGACAAAAGCGUUUUACACUCAACGUGGAGGUUGAAUAUGAAUGUGAAGAAGGCUACACGCUGGUGGGAGCGAAGAAACUCUCCUGCAAAAAUGAACACUGGUCCCCAGAAGCCCCUCAGUGCAAAGCUGUGUGUCCGAAACCAGAAAUAAUGAAUGGAAAGCUGUCUGUGGUGAUGGCACAAUAUAAUGAAAUGGAAAGUGUGACUGUCCAGUGCAACGCUGGUUAUGGUGUGAUUGGUUCCUCAAACAUCACUUGCUCAGAGAACAGAACUUGGCACCCAGAAGUGCCCAAGUGUGAGUGGGUGGUUCCUGAAGGCUGUGAACAAGUGCUUGCUGGUCAAAGACUCAUGCAGUGUCUUGCAAAUCCAGCUGAGGUGAAGAUGGCCCUGGAGGUAUACAAGCUGUCCCUGGAGAUUGAAAUUCUGAAACUACAGAGAGACAAGGCAAGGAAAUCCAUGGAGCAGUCAGAACUGUAAUUUUCCCCCACAGAAGGUCGCAAAUAUGCCAAAAGCCUCAACUCAGACAGAUCAACUCGGUCUCUCUUUGGCACCAAUAUUUAUGGUAAUCAGUACCUAGAAAGGGAUAUGGUUAGCAUGUAGGGACACACAUUUGUAGGAUGAUUGCAUAUCCUGCAGCUUCUAUUUUUGCUUUCUGGACACAACAUGCAUAUUUUUUUGCUAUUAAAAAUGUACACAGCUGAAA
Ochotona curzoniae (black-lipped pika) is the source of this 2424-nucleotide messenger RNA. RefSeq names its product complement component 4 binding protein alpha (gene C4BPA). Lineage: Eukaryota; Metazoa; Chordata; Mammalia; Lagomorpha; Ochotonidae. The transcript is spliced from 12 exons. Gene Ontology annotation, biological process: negative regulation of complement activation, classical pathway. The record is from RefSeq and is a predicted model, not a curated record. The coding region runs from base 393 to 2198 and encodes 601 amino acids.